Messenger RNA from Rubroshorea leprosula, 2681 nucleotides. The record is from the annotation of a GenBank genome assembly. NCBI's taxonomy places the organism in Eukaryota, Viridiplantae, Streptophyta, Magnoliopsida, Malvales, Dipterocarpaceae.
GAGUUUGGUAAUCCAGUACUCACGUCUCUCUCAAUUUCCCCGCACAAACAGACACACCAUUUCUCCUUUCAUGAAGUUCGUUUCUCUGCUUUAUUAUGAAGAAAGAAGAUCCAAUAUGUUUCUCCUUUACUUUCAAAAGUUGGUGCUAAGAUGACUGAAAAAGGAAGGAGAGAGACGCUCACUCCGGGGAGUCCCCGAGGCAUGGACCAAAGUAGCAUCUGCAACUGAAAAGACACCCUCCCCGUUUUUUUUUGCUUUCAUUUUCAUUGUAUAGUAGAGAGGAAGAAUGCAGGCGUCGUCUUCUUUCCCUGCCGUUCAAUGAUAACCAUGGCUGUUACCACCAUCCACCUCUUUCUUCUCUGCUUCCCCUUCUUCCUUCUUUCCUCUACUUCCUUUUCUCUUUCAUAUGAACCCAGGAACCAUGAAGUUGAGGCUUUGAUAAGUAUAAAGAGAGCAUUGAAUGAUCCAAAUGGGGUGUUGAACAACUGGGAUGAAGACUCUGUUGAUCCCUGUAGCUGGGCCAUGAUCACUUGUUCUUCUGAAAAUCUAGUCAUAGGACUGGGUGCUCCAAGUCAGUCUUUAUCAGGAACUUUGUCUGGGGCAAUAGCAAAUCUCACCAAUCUGCGACAAGUGUUAUUGCAAAACAAUAACAUUUCUGGUGAAAUCCCACCUCCGCUUGGGACUCUGACAGCGCUGCAGACUUUGGAUCUUUCUAACAAUCGAUUUUCUGGUGCAAUUCCUGGGUCAUUUGGCCAACUGCAUAGUCUCCAAUACCUGAGGCUCAACAACAAUAGCUUGUCCGGGCCUUUUCCUGGGUCUCUGGCCAAAAUCCCUGACCUUGCUUUCUUGGACCUCUCUUAUAACAAUCUCAGUGGACCAGUGCCCAAGUUCCCUGCCAGAACAUUCAAUAUUGUAGGGAAUCCAUUGAUCUGUGGAAGCAGGUCUUCCCAAGUUUGCUCUGGAUCAUCCAAUGUUGUUCCAUUUCACUUUCCUCUAGGCUCAUCAGAUGGGGAACAAAAGUCGAAGAAAUUAGCAGUUGCCCUUGGGGUCAGUCUUAGCUUUGGUGCUCUUGUACUCGUGACUCUUGGACUACUUUGGCGCAGAAAGACGCGGAGGAACUUAAUCAUCUUAAACAUUGGUGAGAAACAAGAAGACGGGCUGGUAAGCCUAGGCAACCUGAGAAACUUCACUCUCCGAGAACUCCAGCUUGCAACAGACAACUUCAGCUCUAAGAAUAUACUCGGCACCGGAGGUUUUGGUAAUGUAUACAAGGGAAAGUUGGGAGAUGGGACUCUGGUGGCAGUUAAAAGGCUAAAAGAUCUGACUGGAAGUUUUGGAGAAUCACAGUUCCGGACCGAGUUGGAGAUGAUCAGCUUGGCAGUCCACCGGAAUUUGCUUCGAUUAAUUGGAUUUUGUGCCACCUCUAGUGAGAGACUUCUAGUUUAUCCCUACAUGUCUAAUGGCAGUGUUGCAUCCAGACUUAGAGGAAAACCUGCAUUAGACUGGAACACAAGGAAGAGGAUAGCCAUUGGAGCUGCAAGAGGUCUGCUGUAUCUACAUGAGCAAUGUGAUCCAAAGAUAAUCCACAGAGAUGUAAAGGCUGCUAAUGUGCUGCUAGAUGAUUAUUGUGAAGCCAUUGUUGGUGAUUUUGGACUUGCAAAGCUCCUUGACCAUGCUGAUUCCCAUGUCACCACUGCUGUCCGUGGCACUGUUGGACACAUUGCACCUGAGUACCUCUCAACUGGCCAGUCAUCUGAGAAAACUGAUGUCUUUGGAUUUGGCAUUCUUCUGAUAGAACUGGUAACUGGGAUGAGAGCUCUGGAAUUUGGUAAAACUGUUAGUCAGAAAGGAGCCAUGCUUGAGUGGGUGAAGAAAAUUCAUCAGGAAAAGAGAGUGGAAGUGUUGGUGGACAAAGAGCUUGGGAACAACUAUGACAGAAUUGAAGUGGGGGAGAUGCUCCAAGUGGCUUUGCUUUGUACUCAGUACCUUCCAUCCCACCGUCCCAAAAUGUCAGAAGUGGUCCGAAUGCUUGAAGGUGAUGGUCUUGCUGAGAAAUGGGCAGCGCUACAUAAUCAUAGUCACCCAACCGGCCUUCUUCAUGGAAAUUUCAAGAACAAAAGUACUCCACACCCAACCACUACAUCUAAACACAAUGACAAGUGUCAUGAUCCUUCGAGCAACAGCUUUGGCAUGGCAAUGGAUGAGGAUGAUGAUGAUGAUGAUGAUAAAUCUUCGGAUUCCUAUGCCAUGGAGCUCUCCGGUCCAAGAUAAGAGUAAAGAAAAAGUUCAACAUACAUAGAGGAAAGAAUUCUUUUAUAAAUUCUUUACAAGCCAAAGUCUCUAAGAGGUAGUUUAAUUAGUUUUAUGUUAGUCUUCAUCUUCCCGAUGUUAAUUUUCCAGCUUUCUGGGAUCUUAAUGUAAAUAUCUCUUUUUCCACAAUAUGUCUGCAAAUGGAGAAGUGGGGAUGUGCAAUGAGUACCCUCUUGUUGGGUAGGGAGGGAAACAGCAUCAGAUACCCUGCUCCUAAAGUGUGAGACAAAGACUACUUUGUACUGGAAUGAAUUUAAUGGUUUUUGACCAAACUUUGGCUAUUUAAGUUUCUCUUUUUUUGUCUUUUUGUUUUUUUACCUAACUUUUGCUAUUUAUUUAUUUUUUCUUUGAAAUAAAAAGGAAAUAUUGUU